This is a messenger RNA of Dissoconium aciculare CBS 342.82, 1491 nucleotides long. RefSeq names its product fumarate hydratase. Bases 1 to 1491 code for a protein of 496 amino acids. NCBI's taxonomy places the organism in Eukaryota, Fungi, Ascomycota, Dothideomycetes, Mycosphaerellales, Dissoconiaceae. The transcript has 3 exons. Gene Ontology annotation, biological process: tricarboxylic acid cycle; fumarate metabolic process; malate metabolic process. Gene Ontology annotation, molecular function: fumarate hydratase activity. Gene Ontology annotation, cellular component: tricarboxylic acid cycle heteromeric enzyme complex; mitochondrion. The record is from RefSeq and is a predicted model, not a curated record.
AUGGGAAGUAAAUCUAGAAGGGUUGUUUUGGCCGCAUGUAUGUCUACGCCACGUAGAGAACCACAAAGUACCCACAUCACCACCGCAAUCAUGGGCCGGAAAGAAACCGAUGCCUUUGGCGAGGUCGAGGUCCCUGAUGACCGGUACUGGGGUGCACAAACGCAGCGCUCGCUUGGAAACUUCAAGAUCAACCAGCCAGCGGACCGCAUGCCCACUCCGAUUGUCCGCGCGUUUGGUAUCCUCAAAGGCGCUGCGGCUACUGUCAACAUGAAAUUCGGCCUGGAUCCCAAGAUCGGAGAGGCGGUGCAACAGGCGGCCGCGGAAGUGGCCUCCUUGAAACUCGUGGACCACUUUCCCCUGGUCGUCUGGCAGACCGGAUCUGGCACCCAGUCCAACAUGAACGCCAACGAGGUCAUCUCGAACCGUGCCAUUGAGAUUCUCGGCGGCACCAUGGGCAGCAAGAAGCCAGUGCACCCGAAUGAUCAUGUCAACAUGUCUGCUUCAUCCAACGACACCUUCCCCACCGUCAUGCACAUUGCCGCUGUGUUGGAACUUGAGGAGCAGCUGCUUCCCUCAUUGACGGCACUCAAGGACGCCUUGAAGAAGAAGAGCGAGCAAUUUGAGCGGAUCAUCAAGAUUGGACGGACACACUUGCAAGACGCAACUCCGUUGACUCUCGGACAAGAAUUCUCCGGAUAUGUUACACAACUGGAGUACGGCAUCGAGCGGGUCAAGUCUUCCUUGCCUCGCCUGCGAAUGCUCGCCCAGGGCGGUACCGCUGUUGGAACUGGUCUGAACACCUUUGAGGGUUUCGCUGAGGACAUUGCCAGCGAGGUCACCAAGCUCACUGGUCACGAGUUCGUCACUGCACCAAACAAGUUCGAGGCAUUGGCUGCCCACGACGCAAUUGUUGAAGCACACGGCCAGCUCAACGUCCUCGCCACCUCUCUUUUCAAGAUUGCACAGGACAUCCGAUUCUUGGGUUCCGGUCCUCGUUGCGGUCUCGGUGAACUUCGCCUGCCAGAGAACGAACCCGGCUCCUCGAUCAUGCCGGGCAAGGUCAACCCUACUCAAUGCGAGAGCAUGACCAUGCUCUGCUGUCAAGUCUUCGGCAACCAGGCUGCCGUUACAUUCGCUGGCUCUCAGGGCAACUUCGAGCUCAACGUCUUCAAGCCGGUGAUGAUCCGCAACCUGCUCCACUCGGCGCGUCUAUUGACCGACGGCAUGCACUGUUUCCGCGAACACUUGGUCGAAGGCCUCGAGGCCGACGAGGCUCGGAUCAGCGCCAUCAUGAAGGAGAGUCUGAUGCUGGUCACCUGCCUCAACUCUGUCAUCGGCUACGACAUGGCUUCCAAGGUCGCCAAGAACGCGCACAAGAAGGGUCUCACGCUCAAGCAGAGCGCGCUCGAAUUGGAAGCGCUCAGCGAGGAAAAGUUCGACGAGAUCGUCCGCCCGGAGCUGAUGAUUGCCCCCAAAGCAAAGAAGAACUGA